AUGGAGCGCAGGGUCACCCUGCAUCCGUCAUACUUUGGUCGCAACAUGCACGACCUGGUCACGAGCAAGCUCCUCAAGGACGUUGAGGGCACAUGCGCUGGCAGCUACUACAUCAUCUCUAUCAUGGACACCUUUGACAUCUCCGAGGGCAAGAUCCUGCCUAGCAACGGCCUCGCUGAGUUCACGGUCGGCUAUCGCGCCGUCGUCUGGCGGCCAUUCAAGGGCGAGACUGUCGAUGCCGUUGUCUACUCCAUCAACCCCCAGGGCUUCUUCGCCCAGGCGGGUCCGUUGCGACUCUUUGUGUCGGCACACUUGAUUCCUAGCGACAUCAAAUGGGAUCCCAACGCGACGCCCCCCCAGUUCACAAAUAACGAAGACACCGUCAUCGAGCCCAGCACACAUGUACGAGUCAAGAUUAUCGGAACGAGAACCGAAGUCGGCGAGAUGUGGGCGAUUGGCAGCAUCAAGGAAGACUACCUGGGAUGCCUCCAAGAUUAA
Cordyceps fumosorosea ARSEF 2679 is the source of this 498-nucleotide messenger RNA. RefSeq names its product Nucleic acid-binding, OB-fold protein. Gene Ontology annotation, biological process: transcription initiation at RNA polymerase II promoter; positive regulation of translational initiation; positive regulation of nuclear-transcribed mRNA poly(A) tail shortening. Gene Ontology annotation, molecular function: single-stranded DNA binding; single-stranded RNA binding; translation initiation factor binding. Gene Ontology annotation, cellular component: P-body; RNA polymerase II, core complex. The transcript has 3 exons. The record is from RefSeq and is a predicted model, not a curated record. Lineage: Eukaryota; Fungi; Ascomycota; Sordariomycetes; Hypocreales; Cordycipitaceae. The coding region runs from base 1 to 498 and encodes 165 amino acids.